GUAUAGCAAGUGUUAAACGCAAUUCAACAACACUGCCGCUACUACAAUAAUAAAUAACAGUUUGGAAUGCGACAAAAACCAAAAUUAAUUAGAAGUGAUGAGUUUAGAUGACGAAAGCGCGGAAUAUAUACAUCAGAAACUAUACCGUAGCAAGGGGAAAUGUGCAAUCUACGCUCGUCAAACAGAUGUUUACGUUGAACCUAAGCUAAAAUCCAUCACAAAUGCAAGAAUACCAGCUACAACGAUGGCUGGAAGUCCAAACGCCAUCGAUAUUGGCGCAGAACACGAUGUUUGGUUUCACAUUGCCAUGCGUCUAGAUCCGGAGGAUGUGCAGAGAUUUGGUCUGGUCUGCAAGCAGUUUGCCCACCUGGUGAACUCUCGAGUAUUCUGGCGUAACAUGUAUAGACGCUACUGCCUGAAGAGUGGGUCAUCCAAGGCCUGGAACUUGCAGCUACCUGCCCAGCUGCAGUUGGAGCAAACACGCAAUUGUGAUACGAAAACCUUGCGCUCUCUUGUAACCGAAGCGUUUUUCCAUUGCUAUCGCCCGUUGAAGGAGCGAUUGGAACUGGGUUACAGCCUGGACUGGUUAUUGCAACGGUCAUUUGUGUCCUGCACCCAGAACAAGUAUCCAUGCCUGUGGAUUGUAUGUUAUACUCUGAGUAAUAAGCAAUCCAAUCACAUUCAAUUCCGACACGGAGAGCAAGAAGUGAAGACGACAAAUGAUGACGUUGAAGUGGUCAAUGAUUGGGAAGCUCUUGCGAAUGAUGAAGCUACUUCUUCACUCCCGAGCUAUAAUUAUGAGCAUCGCCACGAAGGUGUUGUUCUCUUAAUAGUCUUGUGCCGCCAAUAUAUGCCUCUUCCGCUGCAGCUGCUCUACAAUCAGCAGCAGUCGCGAUUCCGUGUCAAAGCCACCCGUGAAAUGCUCUGCACGGAUAUGAGGGCAAAGAACCUUGAACUGGAUUUUGUGGACGACAAUAAUAGCAAUAGUAAAUUGAGUGUGACUGUGAAGUACUCGCGUAUAGAAAAAUACAAGGUUUUGCCCUGGUGGCAUCCCGAUUUUAAAAGGUUUUUUAAAUAAAACUGUUUCCAAGUACAAAUCGGUUGUUUGUUCGCUGUUAAGUUACAAUAAGUUGGAACACUAAUCAUAGCACAUAUUUCAAUCGGUGCUUAUCGAAGACACUAACUGGUUGUAGCUUUCAAAAGUAUUUCUAAAUGCAACUGGUUAGAAUUCUGUUACCAUUAAUGUCACUCAAAAUGUCAUUUUAAUGUCCAACCUGAUGUUAUCUUGAGUGUGUGGGAACAUGUUGAACAGAUGUUGUACAUGAGUAUGAACUACUGGUAACAAAACAUUUCUUUUGACUCGUAGAUACACAAUUGAUAAUGGUAUUUAUCUGCCUUAUCUUUGAUCAGCUGGCAAUAAAUAAUCAAAACGCAAAGUGUGGAAAACGAAGGUACAUAUCGAUACGUAAUUUUUAUAAAAGCGAAUGCAAUUCUAUAGAUUACAACUGGAAGAUUAUUGAUAUAUACACUUUGAUCUUAAAUAUAACUGUGGGCUACAUACAAAAAACAUUCAGAAGUGCUUUCGAUAUACAUAUAAAAAUUCCGAUCACUUUUGGUGUCCGCGUCUUUUAAAUGGAGUGCAUUGUCCUCCCCUGAGUUUGCCAACGAUAAAAAUUUACACCUUGCCAAGCAUAUCGUGUCCAUAGGGCUUCUUGCGAUAACCA
This is a messenger RNA of Drosophila sulfurigaster albostrigata, 1724 nucleotides long. RefSeq names its product transmembrane protein 183 (gene fsd). The record is from RefSeq and is a predicted model, not a curated record. Lineage: Eukaryota; Metazoa; Arthropoda; Insecta; Diptera; Drosophilidae. Gene Ontology annotation, cellular component: SCF ubiquitin ligase complex. Gene Ontology annotation, biological process: regulation of protein stability. Gene Ontology annotation, molecular function: protein binding. Bases 98 to 1078 code for a protein of 326 amino acids. The transcript is spliced from 2 exons.